Amphiprion ocellaris (clown anemonefish) is the source of this 405-nucleotide messenger RNA. RefSeq names its product UPF0434 protein GDI0182/Gdia_2252. The transcript has 2 exons. The coding region runs from base 67 to 405 and encodes 112 amino acids. The record is from RefSeq and is a predicted model, not a curated record. NCBI's taxonomy places the organism in Eukaryota, Metazoa, Chordata, Actinopteri, Pomacentridae.
GGUGUUUCGGUGACACGGCUGCAGCGCUUCCUGUCCUGAGUUCUCGGAGCUCGUCGUUUUUCGGUCAUGUUUAAGAAUGUUCUGAGCAGACUGGUGACACAAACUGUUCGUCCCCACCGGUAUGCGCCUCCCGGGCCGGUAAUCCAGCGGCUGAUUCCCGCCUCCGGUCCGCUCCGGAGCUUCACCGACCGGAAGGACGAAGCGCAGCCGCAGUUCGACGCCUCGCUGCUGGACGUCCUAGUGUGUCCGCUGUCCAAGAAGCCUCUGAGGUACGACGCUGAAACCAACGAGCUGAUCAACGAGGAGCUCGGCAUCGCUUACCCCAUCCUGGACGGGAUCCCCAACAUGAUCCCUCAGGAGGCUCGGCUCAUCCAGAAGGAUUCUACAGAAAUGCCGACACAGUGA